Messenger RNA from Fonsecaea multimorphosa CBS 102226, 948 nucleotides. RefSeq lists its product as uncharacterized. Gene Ontology annotation, cellular component: zeta DNA polymerase complex. The transcript has a single exon. The record is from RefSeq and is a predicted model, not a curated record. Lineage: Eukaryota; Fungi; Ascomycota; Eurotiomycetes; Chaetothyriales; Herpotrichiellaceae. Bases 1 to 948 code for a protein of 315 amino acids.
AUGGCCGCGCCUCCGCCAAAUCCAAAUACAGCCUCCAACUUUGUGUCCACGCGGCGGGCCCUCCUGGACACUGUCACCUCUUUCCUCACCGUUGCAACUCACCAUGUCCUCUAUCUACGCCGCCUUUACCCCCCAGUCUCAUUUCUCUCCGCUAGGGCGUAUAACUAUCCCGUCCGUCAGAACCGUCAUCCCGCAGUUUGUGCAUGGGUCAAUGAUGCUGUCUCCGCAAUCCGCGACCAACUCGACAAGAACACGGUAGAAAAGGUUUUGCUAUGCAUCUACGAAUGCGAUGGCAACCAUGUUCUCGAACGUUGGACAUUUGAUCUUCGAUCUUUCCCUUCCAUUGUUAACGGGGACGUUGACAUCCCGUUCGAGUCCACCCCAUCCGAUGACGGCGAUCUACUGAAUAACCAAGUCAACCUGGCUGAUCUGGAAGCCAAUUUUCGCGCCACCUUGUCCCGGAUUAGUACUUCGGCAGCCCGACUCAGGCCUCUUCCCGAGGGCCCUGACGCUCCUGAAUGCAGUUUCACGUUGGCUAUUGAAGUCAAAGAUAGGGCUGACCGUCCCGUGGGCCGGAUUGAAAAGGAGGAGCGGAAGUGGAUUGCUGCAGAACCACAGCCACGUCCACCGUCUUCGACCCCAGGACUUCAAAGAAAUGAUAAAGAGUCGCCCUCUCUGUCUGCCCGAACGCAUCCAGUCCGUCGUGUUGAGGCAGGAGAGCUUCAAAUGGAAGUCUGGGUGGAAGAAGCAGCGGCCAAAUUUGAGUUCAACCUCCCACCACCAUCGUCCGGGUCGUCAUUACCUCCAGAGCAAAGAGCAGCAAAUAUGUCGUACGGUGCCGGGAAAGAGAAAUUCGAUCCGGAGAACAUGUAUACAUACGAUCUGGAGCCGCCUGACGUUAACCGCAAGCCGCAAGGCGGAGCCAUGACAGACUAUCAGCGCGGAUAG